UCACACGACGGAUGAUGUCGGAGACGCCCCCGUGAGCUCUGGGAUCAACAUUUACACGCGUCGUUUUGUAUUAAAGUCCCACGAUUUUGUUAAAACACGCUUUGAGGGGAGAAUCAUGGAGGCCAAGAUAAAAAAGGAGUUGGGAACAAGCAUGUUAAAGGCAACUGGCCACUCAGGAGGAGGAUGUAUCAGCGAGGGCCAGAGUUAUGAUACUGACACUGGGAGAGUGUUUGUGAAGAUUAAUCACAAAACCGAGGCUAAAUUGAUGUUUGAUGGGGAAAUGGCAAGUUUGGAAGCCAUAUUAAAAACGGAGACUGUCAGAGUCCCAAAGCCUGUGAAGGUGAUUGAGCUGGACACAAGAGGUUGUGUAUUUGUAAUGGAACAUCUGGAUAUGAAAAGCCUCAACAAGUAUACAAAGGGUCUUGGAGAGCAGCUGGCAGAUCUUCAUCUUCACAACAAAAAACAGAUUGAGAAAGAAAAUAAAGAGCAGCAGACAGUGGGAAAAGGAGCGGGUCAGUCAGAGGUGGCUGCUGUUCAGAGAUUUGGCUUUGAUGUACCUACAUGCUGUGGCUAUUUACCUCAGGUAAAUGAAUGGCAGAGUGACUGGGUGGCAUUUUACUCCCAGCAAAGGUUGGAGCACCAACUUAACAUGGUGGAGAAAGCAUAUGGAGACAGGCAAGCGAGAGAACUUUGGGCCAGGCUACAGCUGAAGAUCCCUGAGUUUUUCAAAGAUGUGGAGAUUAUUCCUGCUCUCCUCCACGGAGACCUAUGGGGAGGCAAUGUGGCAGAGUGCGCUGACGGGCCCGUCAUCUUUGACCCAGCGGCGUACUAUGGCCAUUCAGAGUUUGAGCUGGCUAUUUCAAAAAUGUUUGGGGGCUUUGACAGCUCUUUUUUUUCUGCUUACCAUGAAAAGAUUCCUCAAGCACCAGGUUUUAGAAAGAGGAGCCAGCUUUACCAGCUGUUCCACUAUUUAAAUCACUGGAACCAUUUUGGUGGUGGAUACGGAGCCUCUUCAAUUAAGAUUAUGAAAAACCUGUUAGAAUAAAUGCUCUAAUAGCAUUUAUAUAUAUGGAAAGCUUUACAGUAUUACCGGUAAGCCAAAGUUAAAAAGUUUAAAUAUUAGUUUGCUAGUUUGACCUAUGCAAUGUAGCACAUUGUUGAAUAGACUAAAUGUAACAUUCUAACAUUGCAAUAUUUGCAAAACAGUCGAAGCACCUUAAAAAUCAUAAAAUCAUUCCUCUUUUAUUUAUAUAGCACAAGAUUGGAUAUUUUUUAUGAGACUUGUUAAUGCAAAGUAUUUUUUUUCUUUGAUUCUCUUACUAGACUUCAAGUUCUUCUAAUUCUAAUUAACAUAUACGUUUAUUCCAUUGUUUACAGUUGAGCAGAGUUAAUUAUGCUGAUAUGAAGGAUGUCUGAGUCUCACUGUGAAGUCUUAAUAUGGAUCCUAUGCAGGUUGAUUCACCACAUACAUUAAGGAAAUGUAUGUGAUCCCUGUGGAUUCAAUUUAUUUACUGCUUUAAUCUCAGUGAACAGGAAACUGCAUAAAAUGUAGUUGAUUGCUGUGUUGUCUUCCACUAACCAAUAAUAAAGUUGCAGCAUUUCAAAGUCCUUGUCCAAACCAAGUGUGUUGUAUAUCUUACAUUUGCUUUAAAGGAAAGUAUAUCAUUUGGUAAUACCUCUGUAGGUGUAUGCCUCUAUCAUCCUUAAGAACUAACCAGCACUUUAAAUUCAUGUUUUUUGUUUUCUUUUUUAACAAGAUCACUCGGUUGCUGGCCACCAGACUCUUAAAAUCACCUUAACGUAAAUGUAUAUAAUUUAUAUUAGCAGUGCCAUUCAAACAGU
Molecule: messenger RNA, 1842 nt
Organism: Cololabis saira (Pacific saury)
Lineage: Eukaryota; Metazoa; Chordata; Actinopteri; Beloniformes; Belonidae
Gene: fn3krp
Product: fructosamine 3 kinase related protein
Exons: 6
Coding region: 116-1045 (309 amino acids)
Source: RefSeq, a predicted model, not a curated record